Messenger RNA from Orussus abietinus, 2978 nucleotides. It is a transcript of the gene Ddc, whose product is annotated as aromatic-L-amino-acid decarboxylase. Lineage: Eukaryota; Metazoa; Arthropoda; Insecta; Hymenoptera; Orussidae. The coding region runs from base 186 to 1628 and encodes 480 amino acids. The transcript is spliced from 11 exons. Gene Ontology annotation, biological process: catecholamine metabolic process; serotonin biosynthetic process; amino acid metabolic process. The record is from RefSeq and is a predicted model, not a curated record. Gene Ontology annotation, molecular function: aromatic-L-amino-acid decarboxylase activity; pyridoxal phosphate binding.
GCACUCGCUAGUCGAACGUAGUCGCGGAGAGGUCGUGCGCAAACUUCCCGUUAAUCUCGAAUCCUAACCUCUCCACUGCUGUCCAGCUUCAUCAUUAUCCAUUAUAUUCAGAUUGUAUCGAGUGACACGCCGGAAGUCGGCGAUAGAGUGCGGCAAUUCAAUCGGCCUGACACAUUAAGGGAACAAUGGAUCCUGAAAGCUUCAAGGAUUUCGCCAACGCAAUGGCGGGGUACAUCACAGAAUACACGACGAAUAUCAGGGACAGGAGGGUCUUACCGACUGUUGAGCCGGGAUAUCUGCAGUCUUUGUUGCCAACCGAAGCACCGAAAGACUCGGAAAAAUGGGAGGAUAUCAUGACCGAUGUCGAAAAAGUAAUAAUGCCUGGGGUCACCCAUUGGCAAAGUCCAAAAUUUCACGCCUACUUCCCGACGGCGCAUUCUUACCCAGCAAUUGUUGCCGACAUGUUGAGCGGUGCUAUUGCUUGCAUCGGUUUUACUUGGAUCGCCAGUCCGGCUUGUACGGAAUUGGAAGUAGUGAUGAUGAAUUGGUUAGGAAAGAUGUUGGACCUCCCGAAGGAAUUCUUGGCCUGCGGUGGAGCAAAAGGUGGUGGAGUCAUUCAGGGAACUGCGAGCGAAGCUACCCUGGUUGCUCUUCUUGGGGCGAAGGCCAAGAAGGUCCAACAAGUCGGGAAACAGCAUCCGGACUGGACGGACAACGAAAUCAUCGGGAAACUGAUGAUGUAUGGUUCCUGUCAAGCUCAUAGUUCGGUGGAACGCGCUGCUCUUCUAGGAGGUGUGCGAUACCGACUUCUGGAAGUCGAUUCGAAGCACAAACUUCGAGGUGAAACUCUCUCAAAAGCGAUCCAAGAAGACAGAGAUAAGGGCUUGAUUCCAUUUUACGUUGUUGCAACUUUGGGAACGACUGCUUCCUGCGCUUUCGACCGUCUUGACGAAAUGGGUCCUGUGUGUAAUCGCGAAGAUAUUUGGUUGCAUGUCGAUGCCGCAUAUGCAGGUUCCGCCUUCAUAUGCCCGGAAUUCCGUUACCUGAUGAAAGGCGUUGAAAAGGCUGAUUCUUUCAAUUUUAAUCCGCAUAAGUGGAUGCUAGUCACUUUUGACUGUUCCGCAUUGUGGUUGAAGGAUCCCACUUAUGUAAUUAACGCGUUCAAUGUUGACCCCCUUUACCUGAAGCAUGACCUCCAAGGCUUGGCUCCUGAUUACAGGCAUUGGCAGAUUCCCUUAGGCCGCAGAUUCAGAUCGUUGAAGAUUUGGUUCGUUCUGCGUAUUUACGGAAUUGAAAACCUUCAACGUUACAUCAGGAAACACGUAUCUCUGGCACACGAAUUUGAAGCGCUCGUACUUUCCGAUCCCCGUUUCGAAAUAAUCGAAGAAGUCAUUCUUGGAUUAGUUUGCUUCCGACUGAAAGCGACCAAUGAGGUGAACGAGGCCUUAUUGAAGCGAAUCAACGGUGCCGGGAACAUUCACCUGGUACCGUCAAAGAUCAACGACAUAUAUUUCCUACGAUUCGCCGUGUGCUCGCCAUACAGCGAAAGCAAGGACAUCCAGAAUUCCUGGCGAGAGAUCAAGCUACGAGCUGAUGAAGUCCUUGAAGAGCAAUCGAUUCCCAAGUGAUGGCGCGCUCAGAUAGCUCGAGGUUGCAAGGCCCUGGCACCUGUCAGCUGCAACCAAUCAUAGAACCACUUGUAGGCUCAUCGUAUUUCAUUAUUUAAAACACGUUCAAAUGACAUCGAAACGACGGAUUCCCGAUAGUGCACCCAUCCAUGACAAUUGUAUAAAAGGAUGAAGUAGGAUAUUGGAAAUCAACGACUUGCGAUCAGAAAAUGUGUCUCUGCUCAGUAUUGUUUAACAAAGACAAAUUCCCUCGAGUUAGAUUUUACAUGUUUCGGAUAAUUAAUUUUUAAAUCGGACAGUUGGAUUUUGUUGAAGUUAACUAAUCGAGUUAGGAGUUGGUCAUUCGUUUCAGAAGCGUGAACCGAUAUUUAUUGAAUUGACAAGAUUUAAUCAAAGCAACACAAAUUUGCUGGAACAACCGGCCGGUUCAUUGCUGAAUUGCAUGUCGGAUAAUUGGAUUUCAUAUCGAUUUUAAUUUAGUUGAUAUUAUGCAACCGAGUUAAAUGACCUAAGUUAAUUGUAGAAUAACCAACGUAAUUAACUUAACUCGAGUGAAGUGUUUUAUCGUGGAAACUGUUGUUGAUGAUUAUUCCACGAUUUAAACGUGGACGUGUAAACUGUGUAUAGUCAUAUUCUUUCCACGAAGCGAUAGUUGAAGGAAUGUUGGCCUUGAGGUGCUAAUAUCAUUAGACAUAUCGGAUUUGUUAAGUGAUUAGGGAAGAGAAGAAGAGUAUUGAACCUCAGGCUCCACGGAUAUCAUUUUAUCCAACGAGAUAACAUUGAUAUUGAUAUUUGUAUUAGUUUGACUUUGUUCGAACGCACAGCUUACUAUGGUGAUUCAUCGAAAAACAUAAAGGUGCUUACGAUAUAAUUUAUUACCGUACGGAGUAAAAGAUUGGAUAUCAUUGGCUAAGGAAACGGAGUUGGACCUCCCGUCGACGACGAGGUUAACAAAUCGAGAGUUAAUAAGUUAAAGUCCCCUCGACUAUCGCAUCGUCUAGUUUUAAGAUCCUUGUCUAAAUGUCGCACAAUAUUUGUGAUAAAUGAGGUGCGUGUAUAUCUGUACGUAUAUUGUAAAUAACGGUCUUUUGCCUUAGAAGUUUCUUGCGAAGCUGUUAACCAACAAUCUGUCUGGUAUAAAAUCAAAUGUUAUAUUUAAAUCGUUUAUAAAUGUAUAGGUUACCGAGAAUUCAAGAAAUGUUCCACUGUGUUUUGUGCAAUGUACAGUCGAAUUUUUAGGCGGAUUCCAUUUGUUUGAUCCCAUUCUCGACAAAAUGGGCAAAUGUUUUAUAAUACAUCUGACACUUGCUAGCUUCGCGAAGGAACUUUUCCGUGCAAUUAUAGGGCCUA